AUGAAGGUAUUUGUAAUAUCCGUCUUUUGUGCUCUGAUGGGCUGCGCUGCGGGUGGGUCAGUGGGGUGGCCGGGCGCUGUGGCUUUGUCUGCUCCCGUCGCCUUGUCAGCCCCUGUCCUAAAAACCGUCUUACCGGGAGAAACAAAAACUACCGCUUACUCUACUACCCAGUAUAUUAAUACGAUCCCUGCAUCAUACUCCUUUGGAGCUCAUCAUCAAUUACCAUACCAAAUUGCACAAGUGAACAGUUUGGCACCCUUGCCCACUGGGUACUAUUCCAUAGCAAAUCCUUCUUAUAUACCUGCAACGAAUAUAUUUUACCCCGCACAACAUUCAUAUAUUCCCACUUUUGGAGCUUUUCCCGCUUUUGCACCUGCAUCUCCUAGUACUCCGGCUCCAAUACAACCAUCGGUCCCAUCACAAACACCGAGUGCAGACAUCGGUCAAACUGCUGGUGAUGCCGAUUCAGCUGUUAUAGAUUCAAUAGAUUAUCCCUUUCAACAACAAGGGCAAGGGCAGCUGCCACAGACGACAAGUGGCAGCCAAUUAGGUGGCUCCGAGUUUCAACCUUUAAAUAAUUUAAAUCAAGAAUCAGGACAGCCUCCUCUAUUUCCAUCAAAUCCUCAAACAUCCCAAAAUCAACAGUCAUCGGCAUCAUCAUUCCCCCAAUAUACACAGAUCCCACAAGUACCUCAAAAUCCUCAAUUUCCCCUUGAUGAAGCGCCAGCUUUUCCAUCAAUUCCACAAAUUCCCCAAGCUCCACAGUUUCCCCAAACUCCACAGAUUCCAAAUAAUCCUCAAAAUUCUCAAGGAUCGUCAUCUUUAUUCCCUCAAUUUCCACAGAGUCCUCAAAACCCUGUAAUGUCCAUACAAGCUCCACCAGCAAUUUCACAUAUUCCUCAACAAGGACUUAGCCCCUCAUCUCCCCAAUACCCGCAAUUCCCAUCAAACAUUUUCGCUCAAGGACCUUCUCAACCUUCACCAGCGAGUUUUCCAGCACCUGCUAACAAUGACAGCAGUUUUAAUGAUGAAGACACGGUUUCCGUCGAUUCCGCUUGA
Arctia plantaginis is the source of this 1059-nucleotide messenger RNA. NCBI's taxonomy places the organism in Eukaryota, Metazoa, Arthropoda, Insecta, Lepidoptera, Erebidae. The record is from the annotation of a GenBank genome assembly.